Molecule: messenger RNA, 7377 nt
Organism: Lytechinus variegatus (green sea urchin)
Lineage: Eukaryota; Metazoa; Echinodermata; Echinoidea; Temnopleuroida; Toxopneustidae
Product: E3 SUMO-protein ligase RanBP2-like
Exons: 22
Coding region: 463-5247 (1594 amino acids)
Biological process (GO): intracellular transport
Cellular component (GO): cytoplasm; nuclear pore
Molecular function (GO): GTPase activator activity
Source: RefSeq, a predicted model, not a curated record
UCUCUUUUCUUCACAGGCCAGUGGACCUUGGCAAGUUUCGGCUGGAGGCCAAGAAAGGACUGGAAGUUCUCUGAUGUCAGAAGAAUCAUGGGAUGGAGACUCACCUGCUUGUUGAACGGGGAAGGACGUUCAGUGCAAGAGUUGAAGAGCUUCGGAAGGAGUCACAAGAUCCUAACGACCGGCGUGAUCGUCGUGAGGCAUACCAAGCCAUGAGUGUUCUUUACUGGGAAGCUGCAUUAGAUCAUCUCAAGAUGAUGGCCAGUCAUCGAGCAGUCCUACACCCCAAGAAGCCAAUGCAUGUUUUAACAUGUCCACAAACCAUUUGAAGAUGGUCAGGUUGCUAAGUUACCUGAUGAAGGUGCUGUAGUGAUCGCUGAGUCGCUCUUUGAGAAAGGUCAACACCAGGUGGCGCUGUCUAACCUUGCUAAAGCUAAAUCCCCAAAGGCUCUCUUUGCAAAAGCUAUGAUACUUCAUGUGUUGGCCUCUGUGGAGACGGAUAAUAAACCAGUUGAUAAGAUCACAGUAGAUACUUUGAAGAAACAGGGAGAUCUCUUAGAUCAAUCCAAACAUACUCUCUAUCUCACUAUGGAUAGCAUCGAUAAGGAACCAAGAAAUCCACUCCAUGAGGAAGUCCAGACACUCUUAGAGGAGAUUGAGUCGGAGCAAGCAUCAACCUUAGAACAGAUCACAGCCCUGGACACUAACCAUUCAGAUAUCUCAAACCUCUCAUCAAUAAGACACUCCUUCCUUGGAGAGAACACUCGUAGCUCAAGUCAUAGGACGCCCUCAAGGGACUACGACUCGCCAUUCAGGGAAUCGAUGGCUAGAGAGAAUCGGACCCUAUCACAAUGUCAGUUCUCAGAACAGCUGAGUCCUGACCCGAGCCCUCGUCUGGCAGCUGAGGUUCGAGCCCUGACCCUCUCUCAUUCACAUCUUCUCGAUCAAAAUCAAAGAUUGAUAAAAAGAGAAGAUAAACUCAUGGAGUCCAAUGCUGAGCUCAUGAAACAAGUCCUUCAACUCACUCUGAGUCCUGACCCGAGCCCUCGUCUGGCAGCUGAGGUUCGAGCCCUGACCCUCUCUCAUUCACAUCUUCUAGAUCAAAAUCAAAGAUUGAUAAAAAGAGAAGAUAAACUCAUGGAGUCCAAUGCUGAGCUCAUGAAACAAGUCCUUCAACUCACUAAAGACCUUCAAGAGAUUAAACUUCAACAAGCCAAGGCAAUGAAUCAGACCCCAGCAGCACCAGCCAUUGUCACACCCGCUCCAGUUACUCCAUCUACUCAAGGUGUGACAGGGACCCCAGCUCCUCAAGCCACGUCAUCACCUCAGCUUCCUCAGCAAUCACCACAACAACAACAACCAACACAUCCCCUGGCUUCAAGGCAAAGUGGAAGUCCCAGCACGCAGCAGACUCCUAACCGUGGUCUCUACCAACCCCACCCUGGUUACCAUCCCUUAGAGUCAGGGGCAUACUACCACCCCCACAUGGUCCCGCCCUCCCAGAUGGGUGCGGCCGCUAACCAGGCGUGGUACCCCUCGGCUUACGGCAUGCCUUCGCCCAUGCACAACCCCGCCUUCUAUGCCCAGCAGGGUUACGCCAUGCCGACCUACGAUCGCAGCGGCAUGUCACCGGGGAUGAUGGCGUCAACGCCGAGGAGCAGCGGGCGUGGUCCGUUGGAGAGCCUCUACGGGAUGUACACCUCAAUUCCUGCUUCCCCGGAAGAGAAGGGUUCCGCUGAACAAUUGGCUGCAUUACAAAGUUUAAGGCAGCAGCAGCAACAGCAGGCAUCGUCAGCAACUGCAGCCUACAACCAGCGUCUCCUGGUUUCUGGAGGAGCAGGAGCAGCCAGCAUUCAAGGGGCUUCCCCUCAGAAGCUUGGCCUUGAGAUAGAAGAGAAGGGUACCCUAGGAAGGGCCACUGGGACACCAACAUCCACAGACAAACCUGUCAUGUUCAAAGCGUCAGAUAAACCAUUCUCUUUUGCCAAUGCCGGGGCCCCUGUCUUUGGAGCUGGUGGUUCCCAUGACAACGAUGAUAAUGAUGACUCACACGGCGGUGACGAGGAGUUCGAUCCUCACUACGAACCGAUCGUAACGCUGCCCGACAUCGGCACCAUCAAAACUGGGGAAGAGGAUGAUGUAGAGAUGUUCCGUCACAGGGCUAAGCUGUUUCGUUUUGAUCGCGACGCCAAGGCGUGGAAGGAGCACGGCGUAGGAGAUAUCAAGAUCACGAGGAAUCCAAAGACCGGCCGUGCUCGUAUUCUCAUGAGGAGAGAUCAGAUUCUUAAGCUUUGUGCAAACCACUACAUCACAGCUACCAUGGAGCUGAAACCGAUGAUGGCUUCAGAGACGUCUUGGAUCUGGUUUGCUUGUGACUUCUCUGAGGAAGAAGCUAAGAACGAACAACUCGCCGUCAAGUUCAAGCACGUUGAAGAUUCCAAACGAUUCAAGGAAUGUUUCUUAGAAGCUCAGAAACUACUUGAUGUCAAGGAAAGAAAGACAGAGGAGGAGGAGAAGAAGAAAGAGGAAAAGACUGCGAGCAGUAAGACCAGUGAGGUCCAGUCACCAAGUAUAUUGCAAUCAAAUCCACAGCUUACGAGUCUACUACUUGGUAAAGAGUCAUCAACUAGUACCAAACCUGAUGCCAAGGCUUCACCUGUCCCUGAAACCCAAGGGGCGAGUGCUUCUGACAAGGGUGCAUCGAUUGCUGCAAGAUUCGCCAAGAAACCAGGGUCGUGGGACUGUGACACCUGCCUUGUUAACAAUCAAGCAGAUGCUACAUCUUGUGUUGCAUGUGCCACACCAAAGCCAGGUACGGAUCCCAAACCAUCUUCAGGUGCAGCUGGCGGUGCCUUUAGCGCUCCAUCAGGGUUUGCCUUUGGUACUAAGUCAGGUGGUACCGGUACUGGGUUUGCUUUUGGCAGUAAACAGACACCAUCUACAGGAAGUACCACUGGAAGUGGCAUCUCCUUCAAGUUACCCUCUGGGUUCAGCGGGUUUUCUGGAAGUUCUGAUACCACGAAGGGUACAACCCCCAACUCUACCAUAACUGAUGGUGCCACAGCUGGUGCCGCCUCAUCAGGUUCAUCUGUAGGAAGUACCACUGGAAGUGACAUCUCCUUCAAAUUACCCUCAGGGUUUAGCAAGUUUUCUGGAAGUUCUGAUGCCACGAAGGGUGCAACCCCCAACUCUGCCUCUACUGAUGGUGCCACUGCCGGUGCUGCCUCAUCAGGUUUAUCAUCUAAACUUUCUGCGGGGUUCAACUUCAAACCUCAGUCUUCAGCUUCGCCAGGAUCUGUCUUUGAUGCCAAGAAAGAUGAAACUCAAAAGCCUAAGGAGAGCGAUGGUGCCAGCAAGGCACCCUCAACAGGCUUUCUUUUUGGGAGCCCCAAGACCAAUGAAGCAGAACCUUCAGGGGCGACCACUCCUGGCGGUACAAAGGUCACAGACAAGUUCACCUUUGGUACCCCCAUGCCUCAGUUCUCUUUUGGUGGCAAGAGCAAAUCUGCAGGUGAUACAGGAUUUGCAUUUGGGGUUCCAUCAAGUAAGCCAGCUGCAGAUGAAACUAAAGAAGGAUACCCAUUCUCUGAUGCUCUCAAGACCUUGAGCAAUGAUUCUGAAUCCAAAGCAGACUCUACAACAACAACAACAGCACCGACCACUUCCUCUAUGCCAAGCAAACCUUCACUGACCUUUGCUGACCUUGCCAAAUCUCAAGGAUCCUCUUUCACAUUCCGUAUGGACAUCAACGCUGUGACUGCCACCAGCUCGGCCAAGUCUCCAGCUGGAGCCAAGUCUCCUGCCGGAGCCAAGUCUCCUGGAGUAGGAAGGUCUCCUAAGACCUCUUUCUCCAGGGGAGGGAGAACACUGUCCGGAGGCUCUGUGGAUGAUGAGGUGGAGCAAGGAGAUGAUAUCUACUUUGAACCCAUCUUUCAGUUACCUGAUGAUUAUGAAGUCAAGACAGGAGAGGAAGGAGAAGAGGCAAAGUUCAGCCACCGUGCCAAGUUAUAUCGCUACGAUGGUGGAUCAAAACAAUGGAAAGAGAGGGGUGUGGGAGAUAUCAAGGUUCUAUAUAACUCUGAUAAACAUUCCUACAGGAUCGUCAUGAGAAGAGAACAGGUCUUCAAAGUCUGCGCCAACCACCUCAUUACCUCUCACAUUGAGCUUCGUCCAAACGCCGGCUCUGACCGUUCGUGGGUGUGGUCAGCCAUGGAUGCUUCGGACGGUACGGUCCAGAAUGAACAACUAGCCGUCCGCUUCAAGAUGGCUGAAACUGCCAAGGAGUUCAAGAAGGCUGUUGACCAGGCAAAGGAAGAUCUAGAGAAGGGUGGAGGAAAGGAGAAGAAGGCUGAUUCUUCAGAUUCUAAAAGUAAAGAGCCUGUUGUCAAGUCGUGUGACCCCAACCUCUCAUCUGCUCUUGCCGACGCCAUCAAAGCAUCAUCAGAAUCCACUGCCUCGUCAUCCAUUCAAUCAAUUUCUGGAGACGUGAACCCAGAGGAAGAGAGAGACAUUCACUUCCAGCCGAUCGUCAAACUCCCAGAAAAGGUAGACAUCAUCACAGGAGAGGAGCAAGAGAGGGCGGUUUUCGUCGGGCGUGGCAAGCUCUACCGGUUUGAUGUAGGGUCUCGACAGUGGAAGGAAAGGGGCCUGGGUGAUAUGAAGAUCAUGAAGAAACACGAUGCUGAUGUGUACCGGAUUGUUAUGAGGAGAGAGCAGAUUCACAAGGUUUGUGCCAACCACUAUAUCACCACUACCAUGUCACUGCAUCCAAUGGCUGGUUCAGACCGGGCCUGGGUGUGGCAUGCCAUGGAUGCUGCCGACGGCCCACCGGUCUCGGAGCAGCUCGCUAUCAAGUUCAAAGACACCACCAUCGCUGGAUCCUUCAAGGAGAUGUUUGAGGAAGCUCAGGCAAAGAUUAGACUCCGAGAUGAACAGACUGGAAGUCAGGGUGAGGGAGCUACCGCAUCGUCUUCGUCUACCAGUCAAGGAGACAAGGUUGCCAAGGCAACCGCCUCCAACCAAGAUGAAAUUGAACUGAAGACAGAAACCCAUGAAGCAGAAGAAGAAGAGGAGGAGGAAGAUGAAGAGGAUUAUGAGGAUGAUGAUGAUGAUGAUGAGGAUUAUGAGGAUGAAUAUUAUGACGAAGAAGAGGACGAUGAUGAGGACGAUAUUUAUGAUUACCAUGAUGAUGAUGACGAUGGAGAGGAAGACGAUAAGGAGAAUGAUGAAAAUGAGUCAAAAACCAAAUAACGUGAUCACUGACAUCGUCUUCCUCGUCGACAGUAGCGGCAUCAUCUGAAAGCUAUGAUGAGGGUGCAGUCGAGAAGAAAAAUUUGAAUUCAUGUUUGUAACCAUAAGGUUCCCUUGUGCUUUAUCUUAUUCUGGAUUGAUUUUUAUGGAUAUCCAAAAUUGGAUUGUUUCAUGGAAAUAUUUAUGUUUAACCAAAACAGUGCACAAGCUAAAGUAUGGAUAUAGAAAUAACACAAAUUUGAUGUACAUGUUCCUUGUUCUCUUUUGCCAUUGUAAAGUACAAUUGUUCUUAUAAGAAGGAUUAUUUCUGGUUCUGUACUUAGAAGCAUCAAAAGCUGAAUUCAUUGGAUAUUUCAUAGGUAAUGGUUACAAGAGCAUGUGGAAUCAAUUGUAAGCCAAGCUCAAAUCUAAAUUUCAUUCAUAAACUUUGUUAUUAGAAAUGGAAAUUUACAAUUUUUGAUUUGCUAUAAUUACGAUUGCUUUCAAAAUUACAUCAAUCAAUUGCAAAUUUGAUUUUAAAAUGUUUAAUGUUUCAUGCAAAAAAACGCUCUCAGUUCCUUUCUGAUUAUUGAGAGAUACCAAACCUUGCUGAUCACCACGGAUAAAUGAAAAUAUUUACGAUUUAAUCAUGAUUAAUUAUUGAUUCAACCUCUCCCUGAUUGGUAUGUUGAUUGGAUGGAGUGAGGUUUGAGAAAGAUCUCCAUUUCCCAGAAAAAAACUUCUGUUGAAAGUUCUAUGAUCAUUUGUUUUCAAUAAAAAAGAACUGUAACUAUGGUUACCUGGCUCGACAGCCAAUCAAAAUGAAGGUAUCCAUGGUAUUUACAUGUACCUUAAAUCAUAACACUUUAGAAAACAGGCAAACUGCCCUCCCUUGACCAGUUUCAACUUCUCAAAAUUUAUACCUUAUGUAUAAACUGCUGUUACAAUGUGGACUUAAUCUAUCCAAGACUUUAAACUUUAUAAUUUGAGAUCGAUCAGUUUUAUGACAUUAUCUUGUAAUCAUGUGGAUUGCAUUAUUACGUUUAUCCUAUCUGCUUUGUAAUACAACUUGUGUUAUCAAGUUUCUGUAUCAUUGUAAGCUUGUAGUCUAUUCAUCAUUCCUGUAGAUAUAUACAUACCAACUGUACCUAUUAAAUAGGACAGUCCAGGUGGGUGUUUCAUGAAAGUUGUCAGCACUGACUAAUUUGUCAGUGCUGACAAUUUCAGUGAAAUCCUUGGUUUUGAUUGGCUGAAAGGCACUGGCUCUGACUGUUACUAUAGUAACUGUCGGAGAAAGACAACUUGUCAGUGCUGACAACUUUCAUGAAACAGUCCCCAGAUGUUAGGUGAAAGAAAGAGUCUAUUCAGCCGCUAUGUCGCUUUGUACUUACGAAUCUCAGCAAUGUUCCUUUGUUCAGUUUUGUCUUCCUGCUUUCUUGGGUUUCAAGUUUGGCAGGUGUAUGGAUGUUUCAUUAUUGGCAGCAUUGCGAGGCUAAUUCAUCUGGUUUUGAAAAUACUUAAAUGCACAUGUGUAAGACAUGGUAGCUUUAAAAGAGCACCACCAUAUACAACAGUAGUUGCAUCUCAAAUCUAAAGCUGCCUUUGAUGUGAUGCACAAUGUAGAAGAUGAAAUUGAGAAAGAGAAUUCAUGACCAGAUGAAAAAGGUUGUGUUCUUUUAUUGAUUAUUUUGAAAACUAAAUAGUGUUCUGGGGCCCUGUUUCAUAAAGAGUUACAACUAUUUUAGCUUCUCCAUUAUGGCACACCACUACCAUGGUAACAAGACUCAGCAGCCAAUCACAAUCAAGGUUUCCUUGUGAGGUACAAUAAUGACAGUUAUAAUAGUUGUAAUUCUUAAAUGAAACAAGGCCCCUUGACUGUCAACAUUUGAUUACCCAUGAGAUCAUGAAAAGAUGGCGGCUUUUGUUUCAACCCACCAUUUUAAUUGGUUCUGUGUUUUUCAUCUCUGAUGUAAUGUUCUGUGUAUAUGUUUUCUCUAAAAUGAAAUUGCAAGUCCUAUGUGAGGCGUAAAUGUAAAGAAAGCAUUGUGAGCCUUCCGUUAUCGAAUAUUUGAACGUUAUUUGUAAAGAAAAAACAUGCCUUAUUGUCGAUUUGAUUUUUAGCAUACAAUAAAUUUUGAGUUGAUACUUGUA